GACUGUAUCACCGGAGCGAUGCUUGAAGUCACUCUCAUCAGCAACAAAGCGAAGCAACAGCAGCAGCAGCACUGACGUAAACCAUUCACCACAUCACCGGAACCAUACGGACCCGCACCGACACCAUACCGAGAGGACGUAUAGGAUGCACACGGAGCGCUGAUCGUGAUGAUGCUCAGACUGCGAUUCACGGCAACGUUAGAAAUGCGCGUUAAAUGGAGACUCAUGACAAGAGAUGCUGCAGGGUGCCGCAUUGCCUGGCCGCUUGAUGAUGGUAGGAUAGAGCAGCGCUUUUAACCGUCAUUGGGGUGGGAUGGAGUGAAUGAACAGAUUUGUAGUCUAGUCAAUGCCUCCGAUUUGAUCAUAUACGCAAACUCAGACGAUUUCCGCCUGCUAAAGCCAUACACACACACAGACACACGCAUAUAUACAAUCGACGAGCACGACCAAAUGAAUGUACGUGAAUUAAUGUUAUUAAUAGACCCAUGAUACAGGUGAACUCAUGAGCUGAAGUAACAGUGUCGUAGCUCACACUCAGGACCAUCUCCAAAGUCAGCUUAUUAUUCGAAAGCGCUGCAGCGAUAGGGCUUUUUAUGAUUGGCAUUUUCAUCAUUAACAUAUAGAGUGUAUAUAUAUAUCUAUAUAUAGUGGUAGUACAGUAUAGUCAGCAUUGGCUCAGUGCAAGGACAAUGACUCAUUUACAGGCAGGCCUGUCUCCAGAAACCCUGGAGAAAGCCAAGGUGGAGUUAAAGGAGAACCCCGACACUUUGCAUCAGGACAUACAGGAGGUGAGGGACAUGAUCAUCACCCGUCCAGACAUUGGCUUUCUCAGGACAGACGAUGCUUUCAUCCUGCGCUUUCUUAGAGCUCGGAAAUUUAACCAUUUCGAGGCCUUUCGCCUCCUGGCCCAAUACUUUGAGUACCGGCAACAGAACCUAGACAUGUUCAAGAACCUGAAGGCCACCGAUCCGGGGAUCAAGCAGGCUCUGAAAGAUGGAUUUCCUGGAGUCCUUUCCAAUCUGGAUAGAUACGGGAGGAAGAUUCUAGUCCUGUUCGCAGCCAACUGGGAUCAGAGCAGGUACACUUUUGUGGAUAUUCUGCGAGCUAUUUUACUUUCUCUGGAGGCAAUGAUAGAAGACCCGGAGCUACAAGUUAAUGGAUUUGUCUUGAUCAUUGACUGGAGUAACUUCACUUUCAAGCAAGCUUCCAAGCUCACACCAAGCAUGCUGAGAUUGGCAAUCGAGGGCCUGCAGGAUAGCUUCCCAGCCAGGUUUGGAGGGAUUCAUUUUGUCAACCAACCUUGGUACAUCCACGCUUUGUACACAGUCAUCCGGCCUUUUCUCAAGGACAAAACAAGAAAAAGGAUUUUCAUGCAUGGAAACAAUCUGAACAGCUUGCACCAGCUGAUCUUGCCUGAGAUUCUGCCGUCUGAACUGGGUGGCAUGUUGCCUCCGUACGACAUGGGCACAUGGGCCAGAACGCUGCUUGACCACGCAUACGACGAGGAGACGGACUACUGCCCCGAAUCCUACACCCUGUCUGUCAAAGAUCUGGAGAAAGACCUGUCGCCCAAAACCAUGAAGAGGUCCCAGUCUGUGGUGGAGCCAGGUGUCCUGAAACGACCAGAGAAAGUGAAAAGUGAAGAAGAGAACAUGCAGCCGCUACUUUCGCUGGACUAAAGCUUCUUAAUUCCCCAGGCAAUGAGGAACCAUCCCGCCCCGUCUGCUGGGAAGGAGUGUACCUUGUUCCUGUAACACACGAAAACACGAAAAAAAAAAAUGUACAAAGCAAGCAAAUGUUAAGAAACGAAAGAACACACCAAACAGCCUCCAGGAAAACUACGGAGGGCUGCCAGUUAGAGCGAUAUUUUUGAAGCAAAAGCGAACGGCGGAUGUCCGUAUGUAUUUGUCAAGUGCCAAUUCAAACGUGUAAAUACACUUCAGUUCUAGACGUGAGAUUGAGGGAGUAAUUGUGACAUGAACCUUGUAAAGACUGCUGUGAAUAACCUGUGUGCGCUUCUCGUGAUUAUAAUGUAGAACAUGGUACUGUAGGACGGAUAAUCAUGCUUAUAAAGAAUCACAAAAAGCUUCGGGGGUUUCUGACAUUUAUAAAACCCCAAUCAGGAGUCGCUCUGUGGAGUAUUUCGAGAGGAACGCAUUGACAAGCAUAUGCUACUUCCAUUAAAGCAAAAACACCGUCGCUCAUGCAGGUUUCAGUGUUUCACAGUAACUCCCCAUUUACCCAGAAAGAGCUUUUCCUAUGAGUGUUUGCUCUUAUUUUACCACACCUUAAGCUGUGUUAUUGGGUUAGUAUUCUUAUAUCCCAAAGGGGUCUGGCACAUUUAGUAUUGGCUAUAGUUGUUUCUUCACUGAUGGCCUUGUUGUUUACACUCUUGAUGUGGAUCUGCAGAAUAUUGCUUUAUUUUAUAUCCAUUUUCCUUAUUUAGGUAGUUUCCAAGGCAGAUUUGUAUUCAUACCAAGUACCAGAUAAAGUACUUCUUAAGUUGGGAUAGUUCAGCCAAAAAUGUGUAUUGUAUUAUUAACUCACCCCGUGCUUCUAAUAACGCUUAAACAGUGUAGGUGAUGACUAGUAUGUCUGAAUUAAUAGUAUUUAUAAAACAUUAUACUGAUAGUACUUUAGGGUGCUUUCACACCUGUAGAUCUAUUGUUUUGUUCCGAAACAGGGAUUCAAAUUGUUACAAUGUUGCUCUUUGUUGUUGGUGUGGUUCGCUUUCACACUGCAAAGUUUCUCAAUGGACCAAAAGAGGUAAAACAAGUUACGUGCGAGUAAACUCUUCUCACAUUGGAGUUUCAUGGCUUAUUUUUCAGAGUCCCGCUCAGCUGUCAUGCGUCCUUAUUUUAAUUUAUGAUGAUGAGCAAUAAGACAUUAUAAGCGAAAAGCUGCGCCUUAAUUUUGAAUUAUGACACCCACAGACAUCGUCACCAAAUAUGAAUCAGAGGUAAGACUUUCUCAUACAUAGCAGUUGGCUUAUGCAUUAUAGGCUUUACAUUAUAAAGAGAAAUAUAAGAUAACAGAUAAACCAAGACUGCUGUUUGGUCAAUUUUCCUAUUGGAUAAACAGCUCUCGUUAAUAGUUAACAUGCUUUCGCUUUCGUAUUUGACAUGAGAAGCACAUUUACCGGUGGUAAUGAUGAUAUCCUGCCCUACUCGUAAUUCUCUCUUCAUAUAGUCAAAUAUUCCUAUUAAAUAUCCAUAAAACACUGUGAUAUAGCCGGGCUCGGAUCGUAUUGCUUUCUCACUACAAUUGAUCCGCUCCAGAGUUUGUUUCAAUCGAGCCGAGACCACCUCAUUCAGGCGAUCUCGGACCAAUUGUUUUGGUGUGGAUCCAAGCGUGAUGCUGGAUUCACAAAUGCCAAGUGAACCGCGCUAACUGGGGAAACAUGCCAGGUUCUGAAACAAAAGUCUAGGUGUGAAAGCACCCAUAGUCAACCCAGGCUCAUUCUGAAAAUGUACCUCUAUAUACAUUUCUGGAGAGUGCCAAAUACGUCCCAGGAGCUAUGUUUUUUUUUUUGCAGUUUUUGUUUUCUCGAAUCCACCAGAGACCACUGUGUAUGCUUUUUCAGAUCUCAAUUUUCUCUCAAGAGUGCCAUUCGCACCUGCUGUUCUCAUGUAAAUCCACCAGAGGCUGCUGUCGACUGACUGACUGAUAACCCCACCAACUGCCUUCCCUAAACCCAACCAAUAUUGUUUACAAAUAGCACCAACUGAUCGGCUCCUACCCACUUCCCUAAACCCAACCGACAGUUUCAGAUUUUACCACAUUCUCACCCUGUUAUUUACUUGUUUAUUUUAUUUUUGGGUUUUUGAUUUUGUCUUACCUGUUUUCUGGAACCGUUCUUUGCCAGAUUCAAACCCCAUUGUCAUGAUAAACUCUUUUUAUGUGUCUCAAGUCUGCCGACGUACAUGUGACAAACUACAAUCUGGACAAACUGGUAACAGCGGGAAAGCCAUGUUACCUCCAUGUGGAGGUAAGCGGUCAGCUGGUGAGCGAAAAAAGGAACUGCACUCUGUACCUUUUGUUUUAAAGACAAAAUUCAGCCAUACGUAGCUCUGGCAACAUAAUUCGUGAUCUCCAGAAAUUAAUAAAAGGCUAUGUUUUCAGAAUGAGCCUAUGUUGACUUUAGUAUUUUCACCAAGAUUCAUAAUAUGAGGCUGUACACAUAUUAUGUCUAAAAAUGUGUGGAAAGAACAAGUCUCGUCACUCCCUUUACCAUUUUAAAUGGGCUUCUGUGCUCUCAUUCCUAUGGCGUCUGUUGUUGCUAGGCAACCAUUAUCUCAGAGGAUGACAAACACAUUAAUUCCACAUGUUGUGUGCAUCACUCCCUAUUUGCGUGUGCAAGCCUCGCACCUCAAUUGGGAUAUAACAAACUUUUAGUGCGAAAAAGAUGUAAAUGUAAACUAUGACUACCCAGGCUCAUUAAAAAUUAUGUGACUCAGCGUAAUUUUUUUGCAAAACAUGAUAUCCAUUCUCUGGGUACGUUUUUUUUUUUGCUCGUUUCAGAUAACAAAUCCACUAAAGGGUGCUCUGUAUAUUUUUGCUAAUCUGAAAUAUGUUACUUAUGGUAUUUUUUGUUGUCCGUUUCAGAUACAUGUCCUUCUUGAACACGUCCACAAGAAGGCCACGCUUGCAAUACAGAUCAGCUAGCAAACCACUUCCCUAAACUCAACCAAUAGGGUUUUCGAAAGCAAACGUAAAGUAAAAAUGCAAUGCGAUCAUGUAAUUUUACCCUUGAUUUUUCAUAUUACUUUUGUCUCUUUAGUGAAAUCAUGUUUCAUCAGACUCAAACCACACAGGUGCAACAUCGUACAAAGUGAGCUACCAGGCAAAGUGAUCACAAGUAAGGUAAAUGUGCUAGAUUUACAAUUUAUGGACAUCGUUUAGUUGUUUUGUGGUAUUUAUUUGGAGCUUUGCAAAAAAAAAAAUGCACGAAAAGGAAACUUUUAUCCAUUGAUAAUUUGCUCAAAUAAUUAUCGAACAAAAGAUGCUGACGUUAUACUGCCCUGUAGCAUUUAUUUUUUACCUAGAACCUGCACCCAAACGAUACAUCUUUUGUGGUUUUACAAAGAUUUAGAUGCAACUGAUGCUGUAGGUAAAUACUUUAGAUAUGUUUACAUGUAUUCAAAUAAUCUGAUUGUAACUGGAUUGAUAAAUCCAACCAGACUGAAAAGUGAAGUAACUUUCGUGUAUGAUAAACUCAAUUCGAAUGAAACUUCAGUUAGAUUGAAAAGUGUGGUGUCGACCUAAAAUAAUCAGGAACAAAUGGAGCAAACAAAUGUAACUUUUCCUCAAUCAGAAACUUUUGUGCAUUCAUUGUGUCGUGAUGCAUUUGUUUACAUCGCACACGUGUUCAUACAUGAAUUUAGUCUAUAUAUAAACUGGACUUUUGUUUGGAUACCCCAUGAGAGUGAAUUUUGAUAUAUCCUAACUUAAAACAGUUGGAUUAAAUAUCAAACCCAACAGGUAACUCAAUGAUGGGUCAUUUUUCUCAUUGACUUGCUGUUGGGCUAUUUUAACCCUAUCCAUUGAGUUGUUAAAGUUAACCCAACAAUUUGGGUUACAAAAAUAAAUUAUUUGUUGGGUUAUUUUGCCAAAAAGUGGCUUAACCACUAUAUAAUAUUAUUAUUGGGUUGAUGUCUUCACAGGGUCCUAAAGACGAGAAUGAUGGCUGAAUUUCUCAAAUAUGUGUAUUAUUUCCUCCAAAAAAAAAUGUAGAAAUGAGGUAGAGAAAGUGUUUUUAUCCGUAUAUAGAUCUGCUAUGAAAUGCACGUUUGUAUCAUCAAAUUAAAAGUGCUGGUGAAACGGAUAUAUAAAAAACAUGACACAGUGGUAAUUUGAUAAAAAAAUAAACUAUAUUAUUGCGUUAGAGCUUAAAUAAACUUUAUAAUGCAAAAACAACAUUACUUACGCUUAUUAAUACAGCUGUUCUGUGUCAGUUAAAUCCGUUGACUGUUUAAAUUCAAAAUAUUUAACCCAACUGGUUGAGUUAUUAAAUAAAUAACCCUACAAAAGCUAAAAAUAACCCAACAAAGCACCAAAUAUUUAACCCAAUUGGUUGAGUUAUUAAUAACUAACCCAAAAAAGGUUAAAAAUAAGCCAACAAAGCGCCAAAUAAAUUUAAGUCAGCCAUUGGGUUAAAUAAAUAACCCAACGUUUUUUAGAGUGUAGUAUACUAUUGACAUUUCCAGUCAAAGAUUAUCAUACAAGUUUAGAACGAUAUAAAGGUGAGUAAAUAAUGGCAAAAUAUUCAUUUUUGGCUCAACUAUCUCUUCAGUGUUUAUUAAAUCGCUUCGUUCAGUAUUGCAAACUAUAACAUUAAGACACUGGUUUACACAGAGCCAUAAACAAGGUGUUGUACAGUCACACAUGCUAGUGCAUGCUUCCACACGGUUAUCUUGGUCAGCUUAUGGUUUAGAUUGUGUGAAAAUAGUUUUCUCUUAAUUACUCAGCUGUUUUCUGGAAUGCUGUGCUGUUAGUUUCUUUGGGGAUAGGAUUUUUCAGCUAGGUUAUGAAUUUAAAGGAUAAUUUCACCUUUUGAUUUCAGGGAUUUAUUCUGGGUGUGCAUGUGUAAGGAACAAGGGCAAUAUAAAGUACAGUUAAAAUACAAGUGCAAACAAACCUUCCAGACUUUUGAGAAUUUAUUUAUUUAUUUUUAUUAUUAUUUGUUUUUAUCUAACGCGAGCAAAUAGUUAGACAUCGCCACUUAUUUUUAAGGAAAUUAUUUUUCCCAGACAAAAAAUGUACAAUACAAAGACUUAUUUAAAGCCACUAACAUGGCUGAAGAGUCAAAUUUAGGAAUAUUGUUGUUAUCUUAGUAUUUAAUGUGAUUAUACAAUGUACAAUUAUGUGGGCACAGCUUCUGUACAGUGGCUCAGUUUUGUCCUAUUUUUAUUUUUGUAUUUCAUAUCCAUCCAUUCAUAAAGUUUACAAAUGAUUUUUGUAUAUUUGCUGAGACAUACAUACAAUAUGGAUGCACUGGCAGUAUCUAAAGCUUAGCUGUGUAUACUCAGCUUUAUAUAUAUAUAUACACUAUCUGACAAAAGUCUUGUCAUCGAUCCUAGUUGUAAGAGCAACAAAUAAUAACUUCUAGUUGAUCAUUUGGAAAAGUGGCAGAAGGUAGAUUUUUCUGAUGUGUUGAACUGCAUCCCAAUCAUCACAAAUACUGCAGAAGACCUAUUGGAACCUGCAUGGAUUCUCACAGAAAUCAGUCAAGUUUGGUGAAGAAAAAAUUAUUGGUUUGGGGUCACAUUCAGUAUGAGGGCGUGCGAGAGCUCUGCACACUGGAUGGCAACAUCAACAGCCUGAGGUAUCAAGACAUUUGUGCUGCCCAUUACAUUACAAACCACAGGAGAGGGCAAAUUUUUCAGCAGGAUAGCUCUCCUUCUCAUACUUCAGCCUCCACAUCAAAGUUCCUGAAAGCAAAGAAGGUCACGGUGCUCCAGGAUUGGCCAGCCCAGUCACCAGACAUGAACGUUAUUGAGCAUGUCUGGGGUAAAAUGAAGGAGCAGGCAUUGAAGAUGAAUCCAAAGAAUCUUGAUGAACUCUGGGAGUCCUGCAAGAACGCUUUCUUUGCCAUUCCAGAUAAUUUUAUUAAGAGAUGAA
Molecule: messenger RNA, 7620 nt
Organism: Danio aesculapii
Lineage: Eukaryota; Metazoa; Chordata; Actinopteri; Cypriniformes; Danionidae
Gene: clvs2
Product: clavesin 2
Exons: 5
Coding region: 690-1679 (329 amino acids)
Cellular component (GO): membrane
Molecular function (GO): phosphatidylinositol bisphosphate binding
Source: RefSeq, a predicted model, not a curated record